GGAGGGGCGUGGGGGCGGGGUCGGCUCUGGGACUGGGCCCCCGUGGCCCCCAAGCCAGCCCGGUCGCCUCCGGCGUUCCGCAGCCGCAGCCUGGUCGCCGGGCCUGCCAUGUCCUGGGCCGUGGUCUUCGGGCUUCUGGCCGCGCUGCUACUGCUGCUGCUGCUGACCCGCCGGCGCACGCGGCGACCUGGAGAGCCCCCCUUGGACCUGGGAAGUAUCCCCUGGUUGGGCUAUGCUUUGGAGUUUGGAAAGGAUGCCGCCAGCUUCCUCACUAGGAUGAAGGAGAAGCAUGGUGAUAUCUUUACUGUGCUGGUGGGGGGCAGGUAUGUCACUGUCCUCCUGGACCCACACUCCUAUGACAUGGUGGUGUGGGAGCCUCGCACCAGGCUGGACUUCCACGCCUACGCCGCCUUCCUCAUGGAGAGGAUUUUCGACGUGCAGCUUCCGCAUUACAGCCCCAGUGAAGAAAAGUCCAAGAUGAAACCGACUCUCCUCCACAAAGAGCUCCAGGCGCUCACGGAAGCCAUGUAUACCAACCUCCACACUGUCCUGCUGGGUGACACCAUGGAAGCAGGCAGUGGCUGGCAUGAGAUGGGACUCCUCGAAUUCUCCUACAGCUUCCUGCUCAGAGCCGGCUACCUGACUCUGUACGGUGUUGAGGCACCGCCACACACCCAGGAGAGCCAGGCCCAGGACCGCGUCCACUCAGCCGACGUCUUCCACACCUUCCGCCAGCUUGACCUGCUGCUCCCCAAACUGGCACGUGGCUCCCUGUCAGUGGGGGAUAAGGACCAGGUGUGCAGGGUCAAAGGUCACCUGUGGAAGCUGUUGUCCCCAGCCAGGCUGGCCAGUCGGGCCCACCGGAGUAAAUGGCUGGAGAGUUACCUGCUGCACCUGGAGGAGAUGGGCGUGUCGGAGGAGAUGCAGGCGCGGGCUCUGGUGCUGCAGCUCUGGGCCACACAGGGGAACAUGGGUCCUGCCGCCUUCUGGGUCCUGCUCUUCCUUCUCAGGACCCCCGAGGCCCUGGCUGCUGUCCGCGGAGAGCUUGAGCCUAUGCUCUUGCAAGUAGAGCAGCCCAUUUCGCAGAUGACCGCCCUCCCACAGAAGGUUUUGGACAGCAUGCCUGUGCUUGACAGCGUGCUGAGUGAGAGCCUCAGGCUCACCGCUGCACCCUUCAUCACCCGCGAGGUCGUGGUGGACAUGGCCUUGCCCAUGGCAGAUGGACGGGAAUUCACCCUGCGAUGUGGCGACCGCCUCCUCCUCUUCCCCUUCCUGAGUCCCCAGAAGGACCCGGAGAUCUACACAGAUCCAGAGGUAUUUAAAUACAACCGAUUCCUGAACGCUGAUGGAUCAGAGAAGAAAGACUUUUACAAGGAUGGGAAGCGACUGAAGAAUUACAGCAUGCCAUGGGGAGCAGGGCACAACCAGUGCCUGGGGAGGGGUUAUGCCAUCAGCAGCAUCAAACAAUUCGUGUUCCUCGUGCUGGCGCGCUUUGACCUGGAGCUGAUCAGCCCGGACGUGGAGAUGCCCUUGUUUGACCUCAGCAGGUACGGCUUCGGGCUGAUGCAGCCGGAACACGACGUGCCUGUCCGUUACCGCAUCCGGCCUUGAGCUCCGGGGCAGAUGGGACUCCACGCACCCAGCCUGACCCUAGCCGCCCAAAGUUCUGUGCCUGCGUUCGGCCUGGGUACAGAGCUUUGAACACCCAACGGUGCCAAGCGUUAUCCCUUCCCUACUGUUUUUCCUAGAAGGCUGUGUCUGGGGGAGGGGAAAGAAGGGGAGUGAAGAAAAGACACCAAAAGCUCUGCGGAUUAUCUGCUGCAAAGGUUAAGUUCCAAAAUGAGGCUCUUUCCGCUCCCAGCCCCUCUUGCCCCUCUCACCUUUAGGAUACCCACUAAAGCUCGGGCAGACGGGGCACAACUAGGAGACCCCACUGCUCUGCCCCCAGCUCCCACGGGCUGCCGCCCAGACCCUAACCAGUCAGAGCAGAUGCUGGCCACUAAAAGGCCAUUUGGGCCUAGCAGUGUGUCUGUUGAAAUAAACUCUGUCCGCAAAUUUUUAUUAAACUACCUAAAGCCGAAGAGUCUCUUACAAUAUCUGGCUUCCUAGGCACCCCACUUGCUAGACACUUCCCCCAUCUCUCCGUUCACACCGAUCCUUGAGAAAAUGCUGGAGGGUUUCCCGAUGCUGGUGCAUCCCCAGUGUGGAGUGGGGGCAGCCUCCAGAUGAUGGGCUCUGAGGACCAGGCUUCUGUGCGCUACAGUUAUGGGCUCCAGACGGGGUGGGUGUUCCCAGCGCUGGGACUCAGGCAGGGAGUUAGCAAGACACAGCCCCGACUGGAUGGCCCCAGUGAAAGGAAGCGGCCAGGGCUGCUGGGACUGGUCAAGCCAAAGAAGAGGAGGUGUUGGUUUCCUACAUUCUAGCUUAGAAGCUCCAGCUGUGGGCACCGUCCAGAUUGCAGGCCUGUUUUGUUUGUCCUACAUUAAAAAAAAAAAUACAUUAGUGUUAUCUUGUCAUCUUUGGGAAAGUUGAUUCAAAAUGUCCAGCUUCUCUUGAAAACUUGAAAGAUCUGUCCACACUGGGCCCAUAUUCCCAAGGGCAACCACUGGCCAGAGCUCAGUAGCAGCUGCCUCCCUAUCGGGGGCCUGUGGGCUCUGGUUCACCAGGAUUUCUACUUGGUCUGCUUUUCUAGUCACAGCACCUCCUGUCCCCCGAAGACACCCAAGUUUGAGAACCCUGUUCCUACUCUUAGAGGUGAUAUUGUAGGAGGUGGUGGGAACCCGCUGAUUGGUUCUCAGACCAAUGGUCCAUCCUAUCCUGGGUGCACCACCCUUUGAUCAAACAGAUCAGUGAUGAAAACUUGCCUUUGCAUCAGCUUUAGGAAAAAAAAAAAAAGAUCAAAAAGAAAAAUUGCCUGGAAACUUUUAUUAUGAUGACAAGUAUUAAUAUUAGGUCCUGUUUAUUGAGGACCCUCUAAAUGCCUGUGACAGGAACAGUAGAUAUAGUAUUUCUACUUUUCACGGCAUCUCUGCAAAGAGAGGAUGGUUAUGCCCUCUUUAUAGUUGAGGAAAUGGGCUCAGAGAGGUGAAGUGACUUGCCCAGAGUCGCACAGCUUGUAAGCUGAUAGAAUUUUGCAAACAGACUUACUGUCCCAGUAGCAAAUGCUAGAUGGGUGGCUCUGUGCUCUUUGGGCUCAAUGGGGUGGUGGACCGGCAGUUCUGUUUGGCAUCAGAGAGCUGACAGAGCCAGAGACACCCAUGGGUGGAUGCAUCUCAUGAGAUGUGGACACGCAUACACACAUAUAGCUAGGUCCCUGUAGCUUUAGCUGGAGCGAGAAGAGAGGACCUGAGAUCUCUGAAUGUUCCAGGGGCUAGUCUCUUCUCAGGGCGGCACCGGGGCUUGGGGGCUUCCCUGGCCCUCAGCCUCCAGGCGGCCCUAGGAUUCCCAGACAGGCACUGUGAUUGGCAGGAGGCGGGAUAUCCCCAGGGAAACCCAUCUUCACGCCUGGGUGACCCCCACUGCCUCCUGCUUCUUAACUCUGCAGGAAAUCAGGGCUGGCAGCCUCCUGUGGGAGGACGGAGCCAGUUUCCAUGGCAACCCUCGGCUGCCUCUUCCUUCCUGGCUUGGAAGGGAAGGGAGGAGGCCGCAGAAAUAGCUCCAGGAAGAUCUCUUGUACGUGGCUGCUACCCUGGUGUGCUGGGGAAAAGCCCUUCUGAUUUCCCCCUUCCAAAUCAGGGCUGCUUUGUCACUGAGACUAGAUUCUCACCUGUGUUCAAAGAAGGGCCUUUUCCCUUUAAAGGUGACACCUUGGAGCCACAAUCAUUAGGAAGAGACGAUUCUCCCACCAGGCAGCUCCAGCUGGUAUCAGAGAUAUUGAAGUACAGCUUGGGAGACAAUGCUUUAAACCCACCUUUGUUUCAAUCUUUAUUAUUUUUUCUUUCUUCUUUUAAAAAAUAUAAGCUAUAGAGAAAAGAGGGAGAGAUGAGUGGGUUAGCUCCUUGCUACAGGUUAUUUAGGAAGGUACCCAGAUGUCAUUGUAUUUCUUCAUACCUUGUUUUAGAAUCACGAAAUUGCAGGACCUAUGUCAGAAAUAUUCUUAGGUUGACCUAAUGGAGUGUUUCUUUACCAUCAUCGUGAUGAUUAUUUUUUGCUAUAUUUUGUAUUGUUAUUUACCAGGUAUUUUCCUUUAAACAGUCUCAUUUUUUAAACUUAAAUUUGUUUAAAAAGGGGACUUUUUUCCUCUGCCGGUAACAACAUGUAUCGCUUGCUGCCAGAAAUAGAAAGUGACUGAGAAAGAAAUCCGCUGGGGAGGGGUCCUCUGCGCUGGCGUCACCAAGGCUUGGAGCCUGAGCUCUGUCUCUUCUCUGUUACAAAAUGAAACAAACACAUGUUUGAGUGGCGUUAAGGCCACACCAGCACCACCCUGAGACUCUGUCCAUGACAGUCACGGGGUGGGGGGAAGGGAGAGAAAGAGGAGUAAGCUGCCCACCACAUGGGCGUGCAUUACGCCUGGGGCGAGGGCUGCCCAGGGUCAUCUCCUGCCACCAGUGGGUCCCGCCCACAGUGAGCUGGGGACAUCCCACCUGCCCAUUCUCCAGAUGGAAAAACAAGCUUGGAGAGAUGAAUCGUCUCUCGGCGUCACUGAUUUGUAUGUUUGUUGUUUCUUAAAGACGGUGUUUCGUGAGUAGCAGUGAUUUUUCCACCUUGCUGUUUUAACAAAGAAUUCUAUUUUUAUGUAAUAUUGUCGAGUCGAAAUGUGCUGAAAUACAUUAAAUCACCCUUGUUUGUG
Delphinapterus leucas (beluga whale) is the source of this 4789-nucleotide messenger RNA. RefSeq names its product prostaglandin I2 synthase (gene PTGIS). Lineage: Eukaryota; Metazoa; Chordata; Mammalia; Artiodactyla; Monodontidae. Gene Ontology annotation, molecular function: monooxygenase activity; prostaglandin-I synthase activity; iron ion binding. Gene Ontology annotation, biological process: prostaglandin biosynthetic process. The record is from RefSeq and is a predicted model, not a curated record.